AAUGAGUGGACGCGGAAAAGGAGGUAAAGGGCUUGGGAAAGGAGGCGCCAAACGCCACCGUAAGGUUCUCCGCGAUAACAUCCAGGGCAUCACCAAACCCGCCAUCCGCCGUCUGGCUCGCCGUGGCGGUGUAAAGCGUAUCUCCGGCCUGAUCUACGAGGAGACCCGCGGUGUGUUGAAGGUGUUUCUGGAGAACGUGAUCCGUGACGCCGUCACCUACACCGAGCACGCCAAGAGGAAGACCGUGACCGCCAUGGACGUGGUGUACGCUCUGAAGAGGCAGGGCCGCACUCUGUACGGCUUCGGAGGCUAAAUCUGCUCUGACCUCCCAACACAACGGCUCUUUUCAGAGCCACCCACCUUACUGAGAGCGAUCCUUUGUUCAUGCUGUAAUCGUGUUACACAAAGACCUAAAUAAACACAAAGAGCCGUUUAAGUAACACGAUUCAAAACAGACAACACCUGGUCGAGGUUUCAAGUCGCCAUGCAAGCUUCAUGCCCCAAAUCAAAAUGGCGGUAGCAUGGUUUAGUUUGCAGGAAUCCAGCAUGGCUCAUGUUUUUAAACGAAAUAACUUUCCGUCAUUUUGCCGUCAGUGGCGCGGACUCUACCCAUAAAGCACCGGCGUGCUGACGGUCUGAGGCCGGAUGACCGGAUACCUCCGAUGAUGUCAGGACCAGCCCAGCAUGGGCUCUCCUGUAGAACCAGCAGCUGGCUGAAGGUGAUGCUGUCAGGACCCUUCUGGCUUCGUGCCCCAAAUCAAAAUGGAGGAUGCCAUCAAGCGCCCGGCGCUGAUACUCAUGUUUCUAUUGCUGUAAAAUACCUUUGAAACACUUUAUAGCGAUUUCGGAUCACAAAAUACUUCAGUUACCCGCAGGUUUUAAAACACUAGAGGCUCAUUUUA
Messenger RNA from Archocentrus centrarchus (flier cichlid), 902 nucleotides. RefSeq names its product histone H4. The record is from RefSeq and is a predicted model, not a curated record. NCBI's taxonomy places the organism in Eukaryota, Metazoa, Chordata, Actinopteri, Cichliformes, Cichlidae. The coding region runs from base 2 to 313 and encodes 103 amino acids. The transcript has a single exon. Gene Ontology annotation, molecular function: DNA binding; protein heterodimerization activity; structural constituent of chromatin. Gene Ontology annotation, cellular component: nucleosome.